AUGAGUGCAGCAGAUGUGCGCCUUGCUUUUACCCCUUUAUUCAGCACGAUUCAUUCCAUCUUUAGUCAAUUAAUUUUCAUUCUUUUUGGUAUUCCUAAAUUUCUCUGUCUCUACCUCUCUCUCUCUCCCUCUAUACUUCUCUCUUUCUUAAACUCUCUCUCUCCCUCUUUACUUCUCUCUUUCUCAAGCUCUCUCUCUCUCCCUCUUUACUUCUCUCUUUUUCAACCUCUCUCUCCCUCUCUACUCUCUUUCUCAACCUCACUCUCUCCCUCUUUACUUCUCUCUUUUUCAACCUCUCUCUCCCUCUCUACUCUCUUUCUCAACUUCACUCUCUCCCUCUUUACUUCAUUCUUUCUCAAACUCUCUCUCCCCUCUCUACUUCUGUCUUUCUCAACCUCUCUCUCUCCCUCUCUACUCUCUUUCUCAAGCUCACUCUCUCUCUCUCUACUUCUCUCUUUCUCAACCUCUCUCUCUCCCUCUCUGAUCUCUUUCUCAACCUCUCUCUCUCUUUUUACUUCUCUCUUUCUCAACCUCUCUCUCCCUCUCUGCUCUCUUUCUCAACCUCUCUCUCUUUUUACUUCUCUCUUUCUCAACCUCUCUCUCUCCCUCUCUACUUUUCUCUUUCUCAACCUCUCUCUUAUGGCCAUAUCACGUUGA
Molecule: messenger RNA, 657 nt
Organism: Acanthosepion pharaonis
Lineage: Eukaryota; Metazoa; Mollusca; Cephalopoda; Sepiida; Sepiidae
Source: the annotation of a GenBank genome assembly